Messenger RNA from Paramuricea clavata, 8879 nucleotides. NCBI's taxonomy places the organism in Eukaryota, Metazoa, Cnidaria, Anthozoa, Malacalcyonacea, Plexauridae. The record is from the annotation of a GenBank genome assembly.
GUGAACACCAUCUUCAAGCUAAAAACAGGUACAAUGUUUUCUUCGAAAUUACUGCAAAAUUGCAUGGCAAUGGAAUUUAUUGUAGAUGUAAUGGUGGAAAACGAUGAAGACGCGUAUUCCCGCAAGCUAGACAUUCAAUUCUUGCUAGACUCGUCUUGACCAGUGAACUCUAUUAGGUCUUGACGAGAUUUGUAGUCCAGUCAAUCUGUGACAAGAAGUCAAAGAAAUUGCAAUAGAAUUUUUUCAUUGGAAAAUUGUGAGAGAAGGUGUCGUGAUUAACAUACUUAAAAUAAAAAAAAUCCCUUCAGUGGAACAUGGUGAAAAUCGAGUUUUUCUUACUUCUACCUAUAGAAAAGCAUUGUGGACAGAAUGUUGAAAUUUUGAAAUCAUUUUUAGGCAAAUGUAACCUACAUUAUUGAAAAGCUUAGAAAAAACUAAAAUAUAGAUCAUUAAACGGUUAUAUUCAAUUUGCUGGUCAGUUUGUCGUUAUUCUAGCUCAAAUUUGGAAAAAUAGCGCAAAAUUUGCACAAAAUACAAAUUUAUGGCAUUUUAAAUCGUGUAUAACUUCGGCUGGAUAGGCAAAAGCAAGGUAACCGUUUAAUGAUCCAUAUUUUAGUUUUUUCUAAGCUUUCCAAUAAUGUAGGUUACAUUUGCCUAAAAAUGAUUUCAAAAUUUCAACAUUCUGUCCACAAUGAUUUUCUAUAGGUAGAAGUAAGAAAAACUCGAUUUUCACCGUGUUCUACCGAAGGGAUUUUUUGGAUUUUUAGUAUGUUAAUCAGAACAACUUUUCUCACACUUUACCACUGAAAACAAGUCUAUUGCGAUUACUUUGAUCAGGACCAUGUACUUAUAGUGAUUUGACUGGACUAUUAAUACAAAUAAGUUUUUUCAAACAAUUUUUCCUUCUUAACAAGUUUCACGAGCACGCGCUGUUUGAGUACGAGCACGCGCUGGUUGAGGAAUAGCUUUUGAAUAUCUCCCAGUCCCAAGGAAAACUUUUUCACGUUUUGCAGCACACACGAACAAAUAAAACUUAUUUAUUAAGGAAAACAUAUCAACGAAAACUUGCCCCCCCCCCCCCCAACCCAAAUUUUGGAAAAUUCGGGCAGAUUUAUCAGAAAAAAGGUUAAAUUGAGCUAAUUUCAUUACAAUCCUUCAUAAAAAUUCGGGAAAACUUUCAACUGCCCCCUGGAAAGCAUCAGCCCCGUACGUACGCCUAUGCUUAUUAAGUGAAACGUGGUUCUUAUAAAAGAAAUAUUACAAUUGCCCAAUUAAGGGCUUUCAGCUUAUCAAGGGGCUCUUGUUCUACUUACAAUAAUUUAUAAUUAAGUAGGAAGUGGGCGGUAAAUAGAAUUAUGACAAUUGAACAUUUCGUAAAGGAUGAAAAGUUAAAGUAAUAAACAAAUUGAGGAAAAAGAGGUAGAAAAAUAUAAUUAUAUUAUAAUAAAUAUAAAUAUAUUAUAUUAUUAUUAUUACAAUAUUCGGGGAUUGCCAGACACAAGCACAGCUAGCUUUGAGAAAGGCUUCAUGCAUGGACGUGGAUUUACAACUAUCUUAUCCAAUAGUAUCUAAGAGUUUGCUCAAUCUUUAUAUAGGACGUGUCUUCCUGCCGAAGCUGAACCAACGCUGAACUCGAGCUCUUGCUAUCCUUUGGUAAACUUCACUCUUCCUGCUUGUGAAAAUGUUGGAAUCACUUUACCCAACUACGUAUAUCAGACACCCGACUUUCAGAAUAAUAGAAACGAUCGGGCUAACAUGGACUACGACACAUGGGAUGUAAAGAUAGGUGCAUCCAAAAUAAGCCGCUUUUUAAAAGUUGACAUCAGCACUGUUAGAAAGUGCGGACAAGCUUUCGCCAUACUGUAUUGUCAUCUAUAUUUUCCCAGUUGUGAUCGAACCCAAAGUGUGUUUAAGGAACAAAAGAUAUGCCACGAGUCGUGUCUUCAUUUGACUCGCAUGUGUGGUGAACUGUGGGAAAUGUUUGUAAAGUCUUAUACAAUUCGCCACCCGAAGGCGGAGGAAACGAAGCUCCUUCGUUGCGAACUACAACCCACAAGGAAUGCUGGUGACUCACCAGAAUGCUGGUAUUUCAGUGGAGACACAAAGUCUACAGGUAACAUUAUACAUAAUGAAAGCAGUGCGUGCAUAUCAUAAUAGAUAUCUUAUAUACACUAGAUAGUGCAUCUAAUUAUUCUGCAAUUCAAAAACUGAAGCCGUGAUUGCAGGCUCAGGAUAUUCCCAUGAAAUGAGAAGAUUCGUAUGUUUUCUAUUUCUUAAACAGGGGAACUUAAGCAUUAAGUUAAACCUAUUCGAAAUAAAUUUUUAAACUAUUCAAAUGAUGAAAGUUAUUGUUGUUUUUAAGCGUUUAUUAGCGAGUGGGAAGUACCAACAGGGCCGCCAUCUAUUCAAAUGGGGGUAACCGCUAGAAUAUUCUUGGCUUCAAUUUUACUAAAAGAGAUGCUCUAUCUAGUGUAUAUAAGAUAUAUAUUGUGCAUAUGCAAAUAAAAGUGCCUAUAUAUACUGUACACAAAUUACGAUUUUUCCGUCAAAUACCUGCCUGCCACUGAAGGUCAAAUUGCUUACAUGAGUUAUUGAGUUACUAUGCUGCUCUAACUUUAUUUCUUGUAAACCUGCUCUAAACUUCACCAAGAAAAAUUUGUGGUUUUUUGGUAGAGCUUAUACUAAUAGUAUAUAGUUUUACAGGUGGCUUAAUCAACCAUUAUCCUCUAGCAAUCAUAUCUAUUUGUUCAUUGUAACUCGUUUUUGCUUAUUUUUAGAUGCAUUUCCAGCUCCAGAAUUGGCUACAAACGCAGGUAAAAACCCCAGAGAACAGCCUAAAUCAAAUUAAUAUUUAACCUAAUUUACCGAAUUAGCCACAACCUCCCAAGCCAUGCAGGCUCUCUACUUUCGCUUCCCUCCCAAUCACGCUCCAUGCAUGUUUGGGAUGGAGGCAGAAGUAGAGAGCCUGGCUUAGGAGCUAGGUCGAAUUAGCCAGAGGCUUAGACAUGUGAGCAGUGCGAGAACAGUGGUUCAAAGUAUGUGCCUUGCCACUUUGCAACCAACUUAAAGUUCUGUCGCAUGAGAAAAGAACACUUUUGUACGUAAGCUCUUCCAAACACCGCAGGUUUUCUCCCUGCAGUACUCCAGUUUCCUACGUACCGCUGCAAUGACAUGAGACGUAAUAGGGAUAGACCAUUUUGGACCUUAGAGAAGAACAAUACAGAACUCAUAAAAUAUUCGUAUCUUUAGCUCAGUUCAGGUUUUCAGCAUUAAAAAUGUUAUCAGUUUACUUUUCUCCCUGUGCCAACACUACUGGAGCAAAAAUGGAUGGACCUACAAAAAGAAAAGUUUAGAGUUGGUAGAACUAGCCAGUAUAAAUAAAGUUAGAUUAGUUUAGGUUUUUUCUGCAUUAACACUGGACCUAAAUAUGGCUAGCCGUUACUGGACUUCAAGGGAGAACAGUUUAGAACUCACACGGCUAUCCAGUAUCAUUAACGUUUGAUAAUGUAUAACAUUAUGUACAGUACAAUGACAACAAUAUCUGUGAGAUAAAACUGAGACGAUAAAUCCAGACAUAUAAUCUUUUUUCGCACAGAUUGUCUGUUCUUAAACGGGAGCAGUUACCAUGGCAACAUAUCUGUCACAGCCUCAGGUAUUCCGUGUCAAUCAUGGACUGAACAAUGUCUGCAUCGUCAUACCAUGAACGAAACAUAUCCAGAACUAAAUAACGCUCAGAAUUAUUGUCGAAAUCCUAAGAACUCAGGACAACGACCUUGGUGUUUUACUACAGAUAGGAACAAGAGAUGGGAGUACUGUGAUAUCCCUAGAUGUAUACCAGGUAUUUGGUAAUAUUGGAUUGUGGUAUCCUUUCAUCAUGGACAAUAGGUAUAACAUAAACUGGGGAUUAAAUUACCUGAAACAGUUAAACUGUGCUGUGUGGUCAAACAUGGGUCGUAUAGGACCUUCCUAUUUUACCUUUGUGGUGCAACUUUCGCAACAAUAUCUAGAUUUGUUUGAAAGCAACGAAACCAAGUUUAUUCCAAAUACUGCCAUUUAAUUUUUAGUUAAUAUAUACAGAAAAAUUUUAACCAGACUGUUUUAAAGCCGUGCGGCAACGAAAGCUCAAUGCUUUUCUUUUGCGCAUAGUUGAUGGCAGUUAUGGCAACUGGUCAUUAAACAUUACGUGCAAUGUAACUUGUGGUGAAGGGUUUGGAACAUGGACACGAGAAUGUAACAAUCCUCAACCAAAGUAUGGUGGAAUAAAUUGCAGUCAUCUAGGAGAACAUGUUCAGUACAGACCAUGUUCAGCAAAGCCUUGCCCUGGUAAGUUAAUUCCUUAUUAAAAUAAAUAUUUCUCAAGACAUUUACUGUAGCGACCUUUAAUUCCCAUGGUAUUUUUUAUUAUUAUAUUUAGUUAACGGUGACUACAGCAACUGGACUUUGAGUAUCUCAUGCAAUGUUUCGUGUGGUGAUGGCGUGGAAAUAUGGCGACGUUUUUGUAAUAGACCUGAACCAAAAUACGGCGGUGAAAACUGCAGAGAACUUGGGAGCUCUUCUGAGUUUAGAAACUGUACCCAAAAACCAUGUCCAAGUAAGGCUAGACUAAAACGUCAACUAAACAACAAACUUACUGUUCUACUGGAUAUAUCUAUCAGUCGUGUCUUCUCUAAAGUUUUGGAAGAACUAUCUCCUAUUCAGGGGGAAACAUUAGCAAACGUAAAUGAUAAUUAUAAAUGGCCAAAAUACGUAAAAGAGCGAACACAAGACCCCAAACAAGAUUAUGCCUGAUUAGAACAAGAUGAUACUUUUUAAUAUAAAAAUGCAUUGCUUUUCUUCUUUGCAUAGCCAGAAUGUUAUACAUACCAAAGUGCCACGUAGAGUGCCUUAUUGUGCAUUUCCAUUUUUAGUCGAUGGCAACUACGGCAACUGGACAACAUCACCGUGCAGUGCCACGUGUGGUCAAGGUGUAGAGAUAAGGGCACGGCAGUGUGAUAACCCCUCUGGAAAAUAUGGAGGAAAUUGUAGCAAACAGGGACCGCCUCAACAGAUUCGGUCUUGUGAAAUAAAACCUUGUCCAGGUAAGGUUUUAUUAUAUUUUUGUCCUUGUCCAGCUAAUUUUCCCAAAAUAGCAGGGUUACACAAACUUUUAAGUUUAAGCUUAAAAGCAUUAUCAUACAGCACAUGGUGUUCAACCAGAAGCCUAGACAGUGGCAGACACUUGCGUUGGGGGAGGGUCGGGGUAUAUGUUUCCAACACUUGUACACGACCAUCUUUCGUACUUGGAAACCCCAGCUCUUUAAAUUUUUGGUCUAAAAUUUAAUGCAAUACUGUGUAUAGCUUUGUUAUAUAUACAGUUGUUCAGCUAUCAUUUAAAGGCUUUCAGAGGUUACAGUAUGUAGGUCGGGCGGGGGACAGGGGCGUGGUGGGAGCGUUCCAAAAUCAAGAGCGCCAACUCUUUAUUGGUAUAUUAUAUUCUUGCUUAGCAUUUAUAUGCUGGAUUUAUUUAUUUUACUGACUCGCGGUUUGAGAGGGCACGCUGGUUUCUGCAUUGGAACAGACAAAACAUUGCAUGGAUCGGUCACAAGUCUGCACCUGACCGUUCAUAGCUGAAUUUUAUUUCAUAACUGUCUUCAAACUGGUGACUACUACAAGAAGGUAAAUUAAAUAGAAUCGAAGCAUCAAACUGGUGACCGCUACAAGAAGGUAAAUUAAAUCGAGGCAGACAGCAAAAAAUGUCAAUACUAUCAUCACGACAAACCAGGGCAAUAAAUCAGUGAGGUCAAAAAAGCAUUUUUCCAGUCGAGUAAACAAAGAUAUUUUUUAAAAACAUUUCAGUCCACUUCGACUCUCAGAUGAUUGGUAUCACCGUUGUUGCUGUUGUUUCUGUGAUCAUCUUAACCGUGGCAUGUCUUAUUCUCAUUCUUCGAAGACGACGUCGAAAAGCAGGUGAGGUCAAAUUCUAAUUUGUUCUAAUUGAAAGAUAAGUUGUUUAGAACAAAAAGAUUAGGGAAAACAUUGGUGUCAUUGUCUUAACCUGUCAUGAUUACUUCUUUCUUUGUUCUAAACUACUCUCAUUAAGAGGUUGUGCUUUGAUAUCUAACCUUUUAGAAUUGAUGCAUUUAUUUGAUUUGCAAAUUCUUUCAAUUAUUACACAUUUUUCGUUUGAUUUGAAAAAUUACAAGUAAUAUAUACCAAAACUAAUCGAGAUCAUGGUGUGCAAACUAUGAUUUUAACUUUAUCCAAACAUAUCUCUUGAAAGUUUUUCAAAAACACUGUUGAAUAAUUCGAUUGGUUAGUUGACACAAAGAUCCAUUAUUGUGAAAGUAAUAUUAAGUUGGCAUCAUCGAUCACGUCAAAUCUCGCGAGAAAAAAAUUUCAGCCAUACCAUUUUUCACUAACUUACAGAAAUUUGUACAAUUUGUCAGGAACAUUUUCGUAAAUUUAUCAAAAUUUUUCCUACAAUUACAAUUUUGCCUACAAUAAUUAUUAUUUAUGUAAAAUGUUUUGGUGAAUUAAAUAUUUUUGCCCGACGAGCGUGUCGUUAAAAUUACUAAAAUUGCCCGACAAAACUGCAAUAUUACAACAUUGGAGGGGGUCGCCCCCCCCCCCUACCCCUCAGGAGUUACGCCCCUGAUAUAAACAUCGAAGAUGCCCUUAUUGUGAGGAAAUUCUUAUGUUUUUAAAAAUAAUUUGGUCAAAAAUUAAGUUCAUUGUACGUUGGAAUUCGAAAAUUUAAGAAAUCAAUUGUAUUAAUAAGCAUGAAAUGUGGUAUGACCAGAACAUUUAGGUGCCUUUUCACUUUCAAAAGUGCCCCUGAAAGUCGGUGCCCCCCCCCCUCCCCCCAAUAGUUUGAUGCUUCCUACGCUCCAAUCAAUUAAUAAUGGUAAUUGAACUGAGUGGAGUGCAAUUUGGACUGAAAUCAAACGCGUGAUUACAAAAUCGCACGACGGCGAAGCGGGGGUGCGAUUUGUAAUCACAACUUUGAUUUCAGUCCAAAAUUGCACGACACGAAGUUCAAUUUCCACUUUAUUAUAUUCAUUUUGAAAUCUUAAAUAUUUUUGUAAAUCGGAAACGUUUUUGUUUGCAAAAGGCACACCUCCGGUAACUCCCUGAGUGCUGUAGCAUAGCAACAAUAAGCGAACAAGAUGAAGUUUAAUUGAUUUGUAAGUUUUGUUUAUAAAUAUGUUCAAAAACUGCAAAAAUCUUAAAGAAAUGAAGACAUUUAUACAGAAUAAGAGACAACACAAGUAAGUUUAAACACAUUGUAGGUCCUACGAGUGAUUGAAAGAGUUUUGGUGCAGUUUUGUGCGUUUAAAAUUGGAAAUACGAUAGGCGAAUUUACCUUUUGUUUUCCCGUAGUCCUGUCUGACUUGACGCUUUAAAUUUGCUUUUGUUGGCAUUUUUGCCAGUUACUAUUUGUGAAAUUUAAAAAAAAUUUAAAUUCUUUGCAAUUCGUUGAUAGUUUACUGUAGCUAUCCAUAUUUUUUUGUUUUUAUGUGCAAAAAAUUGCUUAGGCACUCAAGAGUAAUCAUAUGACAUGUAAACUUUUUGUUUUUGCUCAUUUGCCAUAUCACAUUUUUCUUAAAAUUCAUUGGCUGUUUGAAUCCUAUGAUUAAAUAUGAUUGGUUGGCUGAAGUCAGCACUCUAAUAUGAUUUGUUGAAAGAAGGUGCGAUUUCAGCACGUAUCGCACUGCUAGGAGUGCGAUUCGUGCUGAAAUCGCACUCCUGUGAACCAAUCAGAUUGCAGGAAACACCAUUGAUUUCAAAAUGAAUAUAAUAAAAUUUAAAAGAUUGGAUAAUGGUGAAGUCGUCUCAACAUAACAUCGUAGCACAUUAUAGACGCUAUAAAGCUUAUCGAUUUUCCAGACCAUAUGUUGAUUGACUAAACGGACUAUGAUUGUUUUAAAUUUUAAUAUUUCCAGUGUUUUAUUAGAUUGCUAACAUACACGAUCAAAUCAACGUCUACUGACAUUAAUAAUCUACAUACUGAAAUUUGAAUUAUCUAGGCCCUACUUAUUACGCCAGUAGUUUGGAUAUUUUACCGCCACGAUCCCACUGUCUUGAGCAGCUGGAAGGCAACAAUAUUUCAGCUGAAUACCAAAACCAGACAAGUGAAGGGGAACCAGCUCCAGGCUUCUCGCGUGGUGUGGUGCGCUACCGAAAAGAUUACAUGAAUACAGGACCCGCGCGACAUUCAUGGUAUGACAGACUUCAGCUGAUUCGACCAUUAGCGACGGAGUGGUUUCAAAAUGCGUGGGGGAAUGUGGACGAGUUUGGCCGUCAUGUUUACGACGUCAUGCAACGCGUCCGACAUGUUUUUGUCCCAUACAACAAGUUGGGUAACCUAUUACAAGGCGACUUGGUCGGAAGUGGAGUGGGGAGAAGUAAUAAUACUUAUAGAACAAUGGAAAGGCCCGCAGCAGUUAUAUUGCCCAACGAAAGUGGGAAUGAGUCGACGAUUGAAAAUGUUUGAUCUAUCAGACUAUCGAAGUAUAGAACCUUGGUCCAUGUCAUCAUGGAAACUUGCCUUCUUGUUACAAUAUUAAUUUUAAGAUUAACUGUAGUGCUAUACGGCAAACUAAGGAACGUUGUCGCGUAAUUUACCUAAAUCCCUCAAUGAGCUACUAUUAUUUCAACGUAAUUAGAACUUUGGAGACAGCGCUCCAGGUUUUUUAGUUCAGUGGUUGAUGUAAAGAUUUAUAGUUGAAGCACAUGGACGCAAAUCCGCGUGACUACUAAUUUACACUUUUUAAAUAUAUUGCAAUUGUUAUUUGAUUGUCAUGAAUAUAUGGUUAUUUUAUGAGGAUUUUCUCUAAUAUACGAACGGUAUACUUGCAAUUUGGUGAUGUUAAUAAUGAUCUAGCUGAUACUUGACAACG